AUUAUCAUACUUUCUCAUUAAUAAUCACAAGUAUGACUUUUUACCAAUUCUUGCUGAAUUACCUAAAGAUUCAAAAGUUGUAUCGAAAAUCAUGAAUUUCACUGUAGUUUUAAUGAAGGAUUUAAUGCAGGAAAAAGAAAAAGUGGAACUAUCAAAACAUAUUACGAAUCUUGAGAAUAUUGUCAAACACUGCACUGAACUUCUUUUACGAUCAAAAGGGAUAUGUAAUGUGAGAGGUGCUUUAGAGUUUAUUAGAUCAACGGACAAAAUUAUCUCAUUUCGCGAAUCUACAGACAAUGUUUUGACGAGGCUAACACAAGAUGCAAAGUUUAUAUCAUAUUUAAAGCAAACAUGCUUAUUUAAUAAUUCUCAAUACAAAGAUGUCGAAAGAUGUAUGGGUGGUCUCUAUCACACUGCAUCAAAAAAAUUGCACAGUCACGACAAGGAUAUUGAAAUUGAUGCGUGA
This is a messenger RNA of Funneliformis mosseae, 466 nucleotides long. The record is from the annotation of a GenBank genome assembly. NCBI's taxonomy places the organism in Eukaryota, Fungi, Glomeromycota, Glomeromycetes, Glomerales, Glomeraceae.